Molecule: messenger RNA, 940 nt
Organism: Phytophthora nicotianae INRA-310
Lineage: Eukaryota; Oomycota; Peronosporomycetes; Peronosporales; Peronosporaceae
Exons: 1
Coding region: 238-927 (229 amino acids)
Source: RefSeq, a predicted model, not a curated record
UAUGUUGUUCAAUCUCUGGGAAACGAGCAGAUGGGAACAUGCACUGGGAAUCACUGGCCUAUCCGGAUAAUGUCCAGGAUAGGCCAUCUCCUGUGGCUACAAGGUCCGUGUAACAACGAGCACCACCGAUCACUCGUCUUGACCGCACAAGACGAACGAUCGCUUUCCAGUUCAUUUUCCCUUUAUCUUUCAACUACGUAAGACUCUGGAGCAAUCGACUACGACGUUCCUCUCUUGAUGCGGCCGUACAAGACUCUACUGCUAGCACUAGCCUUCCUCUCCACCCUCCAGUGCCAUCUUUUGACGUCGGCAGAUACGCUUAGUUUUGCGAGCAACAACCAGAACGGCAUCCGGUUCCUGCGCACCGCUGAAACCAACAAUGAAGAGAGAGGGAUCUCCUUGGAUGGCCUAAAGAAUGAGCUCUCGUUCAUGAAGCUGAAGUGGUCAGCCAAGCAAAAAAUGACUCCACAAGAGAAACUUUCUGCGAAGCAACUAAAAGAUACGACAAAGCUGGAAGCUGCCUUAAAGAAGUCUAAGGAAAAGCUGGAAUCAAAGGCACUAAAGGCCCGGCGAAAAGUUCAGGAACAGGAAGCCAAAGCAAAAGAGAAAGUAGUGGCACAACAGCUAAAACAAGCGCAGAAACUGAAGGCAUUGAAUGAAAAGGAACAGAAGAGACUGGCUAAAGAGCUUCUGAAGCAGGACAAGAUGUACAAUCGGUGGUUGGUGGAUGAUCUGACGCCGGAGGAUGUCUUCAGGAAAUUCGAGUUCGAUAAGCUCAUGAAAAAGGGACUUGACCCUACUGCCGACGCGAACUACAAGCACUAUACGAAGUAUUUGGACAUCUACUACUCGCGCUACCCAGACCGUCUCGAGAAGUUUGAAUCUGUUGCUUUGAGAAAGGUUGAGAAAGUAGCAGAGUCACUCUAGUGUUCUAAGGCAG